Messenger RNA from Hyposmocoma kahamanoa, 1484 nucleotides. Its product is annotated as gastrula zinc finger protein XlCGF28.1-like. Gene Ontology annotation, molecular function: RNA polymerase II cis-regulatory region sequence-specific DNA binding; DNA-binding transcription factor activity, RNA polymerase II-specific. The coding region runs from base 97 to 1317 and encodes 406 amino acids. The transcript is spliced from 2 exons. The record is from RefSeq and is a predicted model, not a curated record. Gene Ontology annotation, biological process: regulation of transcription by RNA polymerase II. Lineage: Eukaryota; Metazoa; Arthropoda; Insecta; Lepidoptera; Cosmopterigidae.
UAAGGUGAUAGCUCUGAAGCCAAUGCUUUACAAAUAACUAAAUCAAUCCUUUAUUUUUUUCCAUUCUCCAAGUUCCAAGCACAAUAUUAACUGAUAAUGUCGUACACACGGUACACAUGCUUAGACGAUAAUGUGACGAUUAAGGAGGAGGCAAAUGGUUCAGAAAACAGCUUCAUGGGCUUACAUGGAAAUGUCCACAUUAAACAAGAGCCAGUUGCUAUAGCGGGAGCACACAUUAAGGAAGAACUGGAUCUGUAUGCAGACCAUGAAAUCAAGGAAGAAUUGGUCGUAGGCCCUGUAGUGUUGCAGCAUGUAGAUAUAGCUCAAGCAAGAUUUGUGCAGAACACAUCUGAUAGAGUGAAUGUUGAUACUCGACCAUACAAAUGUGAUAUUUGCACUAAAUGUUAUACAACGAAACAACGCCUUAAACAUCAUAGAAUAACUCAUACUGAAGAAAAUUCUAAUAUACAUUUAAAUACUCAUGUAGAAAAGAAACAGGACAAGUGUAAUAUUUGCAAUAAAUAUCUUGCAAAUAAAUAUGUACUUCAAACUCACAUAAAGACUCAUAUUGGAGAGAAACCAUUCAUGUGUGAUAUUUGCAAUAAAUGUUUUGCAACAAAAGCUCAUGUUAAGCAUCAUAUAAGGACCCAUACUGGAGACAAACCAUACAAAUGUGAUAGUUGCAAUAAGUACUUUGCAAAUAAAUAUGUACUUCAAACUCACAUAAAGACUCAUAUUGGAGAGAAACCAUUCAUAUGUGAUAUUUGCAAUAAAAGUUUUGCAACAAAAUCUCAUGUUAAGCAUCAUAUAAUGACCCAUACUGGAGAUAAACCAUACAAAUGUGAUAUUUGCAAUAAACAUUUUAUAACAAAAUCUCAUGUUAAGCAUCAUACAAUGACCCAUACCGGAGAGAAACCAUACAAAUGUGACCACUGUAACAAGUCUUUUGUCCAUAAAGGAGUUUGUAAUAGACAUCUACAGACUCAUUUGGGAGAGAAACUAUAUAAGUGCGAUAUUUGCAAUAAAUGUUUUAUGAGAAAACAUGUACUUCAAAUUCAUAUAACUACUCAUAUUGGAGAGAAACCAUACAAAUGUGAUAUUUGCAAUAAAACUUUUUCAACCAAUUAUGAACUUAAGCGUCAUAUAAUGGCCCAUAGUGGAGAGAAACCAUACAAAUGUGAUAUUUGCAAUAAAUGUUUUGCAAGGAAAUCUCAUGUUGAGCGUCAUUUAAUGGUCCAUACUGGAGAGAAACCAUACAAAUGCGAUAUUUGCAAUAAAAGUUUCACAACAAAAUCUCAUGCUAAGCGUCAUAUAUAAGGGACUAUACUGGAGAGAAACCGUAGUACAAAUAGCAAAUUGAGAAACACAUUUAAAGAUUUCAUACUGGAGGGAAACAAUAUAAGUGUAUUAUUUUCGUAAUAAAUGUUUUACAAGUACACAGUACCUUAAAUCUCAUACAAUGGGCCAUACUGGAGAGAAACCAU